Messenger RNA from Acaromyces ingoldii, 240 nucleotides. RefSeq lists its product as hypothetical. The record is from RefSeq and is a predicted model, not a curated record. NCBI's taxonomy places the organism in Eukaryota, Fungi, Basidiomycota, Exobasidiomycetes, Exobasidiales, Cryptobasidiaceae. The coding region runs from base 1 to 240 and encodes 79 amino acids. The transcript has 3 exons.
AUGUCAUCCAACAAGGAAGAAGAGCAGCAGUUUACGAUUCAGCCGCACCCCGAGACGAGCCACACCAACACCAAGUCGGGCUCGGCUGCCCAGGGUGGUCAGGCAUCAGCGACGGAGGCUGCGAUCCAGUCGAACCCGGGCCUAGCCAAGCUUCCUGACGAGAUUGCCUCCAAGAUCGAGACGCCAAAGGGCAAGGAGGAGCUCGCCAAGAUCAGCGCCGAGCUCAACAAGGAUUCCUAA